CUGCCACCUGCUUUCAAGUCUUCAUGAUAGCUUAUUGUUACACAUUAUAGCGAGGCAUUUCAAAAGAGAAGCCUACCAAUGGAAAGCAAAGGAAAGGAAAGUAAACCCACCAAUGAUUCCCUGUCCUAGUACCUUUUAAGCUGUUCCUGCAAACCUUGAAACUCCACUCUCUAUUUGUUCUAGUGCACCUGUUCUUAGCCUAUGAGGUCAAUGGAAGGGAAAAACUACAAGUUUUUGGUUUUUUGGGUGCACUUCCACUGGUCCUGGGUAACCUCAACUGCUGUGUUAUCCCCUGAAGGUGUUAAUUUUGAAGUGCAAGCUCUGAUGGGAUUCAAAGCUUCUAUAGAGGAUCCUCAUAAAGUUCUGGAGAACUGGGACCAGACCUCUGUUGAUCCGUGCAGCUGGACCAUGAUUACUUGCUCAUCUCAAAACUUGGUGAUUGGGCUAGGCACUCCAAGCCAGAAUCUAUCUGGUGCACUUUCCGCGAGCAUUGGAAACUUGACAAAUCUAGAAAUUGUGCUGCUGCAAAACAACAAAAUCUCAGGAACAAUACCUUCGGAGAUUGGGAAGCUUUCCAAGCUUCACACACUUGAUCUCUCUAACAACAAAUUAUAUGGUGAAAUACCUUCAUCAUUGGGGAAUCUGAAAGGCCUCAAGUACCUGAGGCUGAACAAUAACAGUCUUUCUGGGGAAUUGCCCGGGUCAUUGUUGAAUAUAACUCAACUUGAUUUCAUGGAUCUGUCAUACAAUAAUUUGAGUGGUCCUGUGCCAAGAUUUCCUGGAAGAACAUUUAAUGUCGUCGGAAAUGCCCUAAUUUGUCCAACUGGCGAUGAGAAAGAAUGCUAUGGGGCAAUUCCUAUACCUAUGUCCUUCAACAUAAAUAAUGAUUCUCCCGGUGAUCAAACUAUACAAAAGCCGAAAAGACAUACAAUAAUUCGCCCAGUAGCUUACGGUCUCGCAUGCAUCUGUUUCAUUAGUCUUGCACUUGGUCUACUUAUUUGGUGCAAUAAAAGGCGUAGCCAACAAGUAUUCUUCGAUGCAAAUGAUCAACACAAAGUAAUCUGCCUUGGCAAUUUGAAAAGGUUUCAGUUCAGGGAGCUUCAAAUAGCAACAAAUGGUUUCAGCAGCAAAAACUUACUUGGCAAAGGUGGCUUUGGAAAUGUCUACAAAGGGAAGCUACAAGACAGAACCUUAGUCGCUGUUAAAAGGCUCAAUGACGGUAAUGCGGCAGGUGGAGAGAUACAAUUUAAAACUGAAGUGGAAAUGAUCAGCCUAGCAAUUCACAGACACCUCAUUAGGCUUUGUGGAUUCUGCAUGACUGCUACUGAAAAGCUACUAGUGUAUCCUUACAUGUCAAAUGGAAGUGUUGCUUCUCGGCUCAAAGCAAGGCCAGCUCUAGACUGGAGUACCAGGAAAAGGAUAGCUUUGGGAGCUGCAAGGGGUUUAAUGUACUUGCACGAACAGUGUGAUCCAAAGAUCAUUCACAGAGACGUGAAGGCUGCAAACAUAUUACUCGACGAUGACUUGGUGAAGGUUGUAGGACUUUGGACUCCUAAACUGCUAGAUCACAGGGACACACAUGUAACAACAGCUGUGCGGGGAACCGUGGGGCAUAUUGCUCCGGAGUACCUCUCUACCGGACAAUCUUCGGAGAAAACUGAUGUCUUUGGAUUUGGCAUUCUGCUUCUCGAGCUGAUCACCGGCUCGAGAGCUCUAGAAUUUGGGAAAAAGAGCACCAUGCUAGAUUGGGUGAAGAAAAUGCACCAUGAGAAAAGACUUAACGUACUGGUGGACAAGGAACUAAAGAACUACGACAGGAUAGAAAUGGAAGUGGUGGCCCAAGUUGCUCUCUUGUGCACUCAGUAUCAACCAAGCCACAGACCGAAAAUGUCCGAGGUGGUUCGCAUGCUCGAAGGGGAUUGCCACAAAGCAGAGAGAUGGGAAGCCUCCCAGAGAGCCGAUGAUCAAGGGUUCAAGGUGGCAGAGCACUCUACUGAUAGUUACUCCGAGAUCACUGAGGUGUCCAGAGAACUCGAGGAGGAGGCCAUAGAGCUCUCUGGUCCUAGAUGACUGGUCAAUGGUCAUGGAAUGGAAUGAUCUCUAAACCUUGCAUAGUAUGUAUAGCGCUAUUAUAUAGUGUUGCAAUGGUUAAAUUUAUUCUUUGUUUUAUGCUUUCUAUAUAGAAAAUGAUCAUUGGCCAUUGCACUAA
Molecule: messenger RNA, 2209 nt
Organism: Zingiber officinale
Lineage: Eukaryota; Viridiplantae; Streptophyta; Magnoliopsida; Zingiberales; Zingiberaceae
Product: protein NSP-INTERACTING KINASE 1-like
Exons: 11
Coding region: 202-2070 (622 amino acids)
Biological process (GO): protein phosphorylation
Molecular function (GO): protein kinase activity; ATP binding; protein binding
Source: RefSeq, a predicted model, not a curated record